This is a messenger RNA of Paramecium octaurelia, 1506 nucleotides long. Lineage: Eukaryota; Ciliophora; Oligohymenophorea; Peniculida; Parameciidae. The record is from the annotation of a GenBank genome assembly.
AUGAAUUAAUCAUAAGAAUUUUAAGUUUAGAAGUUUUUUGAGCCAUCUCAAGAUGUCAUCAAAAUGAUUGCCUAAAAUGAAUUCCUCUAUAUUGCAUAUGCGAAUGAGAUUAUUGUGUUGUCGCUAAAGCGUUUGACUCAAAGAAAGGACAUUAUUAAAAAAAAAAUCAGCGUUCCUAAAUUUCAAACAUUUGAUGCUCUUACUAGUGCUUUUAAUGACAAUGAGCAAACUAAGUUUAUUGCAUUAGCAUAUCGUGAGGGUUCGUAUCCCAUAUUGUAUAGCAGCAAUCUUGAAAAAAGAAUUAUUUCACUUAAUUCUGAAUAGCCAUAAAUAAAGGAUUUCUAUGUUAUGUAAGAAUAAGUGAUUGUGUUGUGGAAUAAUGGUGCUUUGGUUACAGACCAAUAAUUCAUGCUUGAUAACGUGAAAGCAAUUGCAUGUUGGAAUAACAAUUUGGCUGUGUAUAGGAAUAAUGAACUCAUGAUUGGAAACAUAUAAUUAACUUUGAAUUAGGAGUAUAAGGAUGAAAUGAUGUAUUCACAUUCUAUUUUAGUUUUAUACAAUUCCUCUUAAAUUCUCAUUUAUGAUGACAAAAGCGCAUUUGAAAUUCCAUUUCCUGGAGCCUUGCAGAUAGAAAUUAUUGAUGAAAACACCCUAUAUAUAUUAUGUGGAACUCAAAUACAGAGUCUCAAAAUUAGAUCCUAGGAAAAACAGAUAAAACUGCAAAUGUCCUUCAUGAGUAGGUUUUAUCCAAUCAAUGAGUAAGACUUCUUAUUCAAGAAUGGGAAACUCUUCAUCUCUAACAAAUGGAGCAAUAUUAAUAGAGUGAUUUCGGUGUGUAAAUCUUACAACCAAAUCUUAGAAUUUGCUUGUCUCAAAGAACAAGUAGGGCAAUCAAUUAAUUGUCUCAUUUUGGAGAAGGAUCCACAAGAAGUUUUCAGACUCAUGAUUCAACCUUAAUUAAAUAGUAAUUUUUAGUAACCACUUGAUAUCAAUGAUUUCAAGAUCUAUUACUACUAUGCCAAAAAGGAAAUUAUGUGUCUAGAAAUAGCUAAGCAAUUAUACGAGAAAAAAAAGAAAGCUUAGGAUUUAUAGCUGCAAUAAUAUAAAUUUGAAGACUUAUAGAAAGCAACUGGCAAGGCUAUUUUAAAUUUGUUGAUGUUGAUGGAAUAACAUGAAGUCUACAAAGACUUUUAUCAGCAUGUCUAUAUUUCUUAUCUUGAGUCAAUCAAACCAACUAAUGAUAAAAUUAAAAUUUAAAUUGCUGCAGUCAAAAACAAGUUUGUACCAAGUCUCUUGAGAAAAGAAGAUGUUUGUCCAAUCUGUAAACAAUAAUUAAUAACGUGGGUUACGUGUCCAACUCAUCGAUUUAUUAGAUGUUAAACAACACUUGAACCAGUAUAUUAAUAAUAACUUUAUGUUUGCAAAGGCUGUGACUUGCAAUCUAUAGAGUCCAUCAAGGUUUGUCCUGUGUGCGGUUGUGAGAUGAAAAGAUUAUUAAAAUUAUGA